Athalia rosae (coleseed sawfly) is the source of this 3740-nucleotide messenger RNA. RefSeq names its product LIM/homeobox protein Lhx5 (gene Lim1). The transcript has 8 exons. Gene Ontology annotation, molecular function: RNA polymerase II transcription regulatory region sequence-specific DNA binding; DNA-binding transcription factor activity, RNA polymerase II-specific. The record is from RefSeq and is a predicted model, not a curated record. Gene Ontology annotation, cellular component: nucleus. NCBI's taxonomy places the organism in Eukaryota, Metazoa, Arthropoda, Insecta, Hymenoptera, Athaliidae. The coding region runs from base 1946 to 3412 and encodes 488 amino acids. Gene Ontology annotation, biological process: regulation of transcription by RNA polymerase II; neuron differentiation.
UGGCAGGUGCAGCCAGUUGGCAGGCGGACUCCAAGCAAGCGCCUCGUGUCACGUUGUCGCGCAGUUCUCGUGCACCACGUCCCGGUGUCGUCCACCAAUAACGCGGGCGAACGCGACGGGUACCAAAAAAUAACCAGAUCGGAAUAAACUGAUAUUCAAAUUUUUUGAGAAACAUUUUCCGCUAUCAAAUUUUACUCGAAAGUGUCCAAUAUGCGUCCUCGAACCAUCCCGACAGUUGAAUUAAUCGUCGGCGCGAUCUCAAAAAUUUAACGAUCAACUCCACGAUAAUUAAUGCUCGAACGCACAGUUCAACCUCCGACCCGUCGAGCACAGGAGAUGGGACGAUUUUCCCAUUUGUUUUAAUCUUUUUUGCUUUUUUCUUGUAAAUGUAUGGAAUAAUUAACACGCGUUGUUACAAUAACGAAAGGAAUAUUAUGCAGCGACGUACGACGCACGAAUGGAUAGAAAAUUUGGAAAAAUAAUAAGAGUGUCCGCAUAGUAAAUGUAUAUGUAUAUGGUAUACGGUAUAUAUAUAUGAGUGUUUUUGUUUUUUUGUUUUUUUUUUUUAUAUGGGAAUAAUACAUUCGCGCAGUGAUAUCACGAUCAUAUAUGAUAUAAUUAAUGAAAUUUAUUCGUUAUUGUGAACGUUAAACUGCAGGAGGCUGAUGUAAUUUACAAUUAAUCAUAAUUAAAUAAUUGUGCGGUAUAUAUGUACGGUGCAUCGAUAUGAAAUUUUUACACAUUUAAUUAUACACUGCACGCACACAUACACAUAUAUUUAUAUACAUGUGUCUACACGUGUUGGAAGAAGAAGAAGAAAAAAAACAGAAGAAACAGAAAAAAAAGAAACAAAAAGAAGUGCGGAUGUAAUAUAUGAUUGAAAUUAUAUAUUAUGAAAAAUUACAUCUACAUAUGUAAUAGUGGAAUUAUUAUAUAUUAUCAGCUGCGUCGCAUAUGAUAUAAUUGAGACCGCGAACAAUCAAAAAGACAAAGGAUAUUUGAUUUUGCAGUUGCUGCAGCUGUGCGUGGUGGUGCAGCAGGUAUAAUAAAAUGAAUAAAACAAAACGAGACGAAAUAUAGUUGGGAAAUCAAUUAUUCGUCUUAGAUUGAUAUAUACUAAAUAUAUAUAAUACAAAUGAAUACAUGUGUAUCGAUAUAUAGCCAACCGUCGGCGAUUUCUGAAAGGAUCAAGUUGACGACAGUCAUAUUCCGUAAUACAUACCUAUGUAUAUUGGACACAUGCGAUUCACAGCUGAUUUAAAAAAUUGAGAAAACCAUUAUCGAGCGAGUGAAAACAGAUAAAGUAAUUAAAUUCAAUUAAAGUAACAACAACUUCGAUAAGCGCGUACCACCUAACACCUGAUUCGCUCGUUGAACGGAACGUGAAUUAUAUACAUGUAGUAGAAAAUUGCAAGAAGAGGACUAGCCGAAGGAGAAGACGAUCGAAGGAUAGAAUUUCAUUCGUAUCCGUCGUUCGAUAGAAAAACAUAAGAAACAUAAAGAUAAAAAGAGCGCGAGUUUUGAUUACCAAAAUAAAUAGUGAAGAUCGUCGCCAGUGCGUGUCGUAUAGAGAUAAUAAAGCUACACACAGAGGUACACGUAACAACCGUAGCUACGACCUAUAGGUGAUACAGAUAUAUAAAAAAUUGAAAGGAAUCAAGAUUAAAAGUGAAGAGAAGUGGAAUUCGUUGGGCUUGGGUAUAAUAUUGUAACAGUGGGUGCGCUGGGGCCCUCCGCACCCUUCGGCCGUUACGGGCCCGCCGAGGGAGCGGCCGCUUCUGGGGAGGUGGAGGGGUACGGGGGCGGUGGGGGCGGGGGUGGCGCCCCUGGGGUUGCAGGACUCGCGGGGGGAACCCCCCGGAUCAGGGUUGCACCCCUGGGGGGGCCUUGUUGCGCGCCCCUUCCCGUCACCCAGGCCCACAAUAUCGGAAGGUGCGGAUUAGCUAUGCUCCUGUCAUGUGCGGGCUGCGAGAAACCUAUUCUUGACAAGUUCCUGUUGAAUGUCUUGGAUCGAGCGUGGCACGCCGAUUGUGUACGAUGUUUCGACUGUCGCAAUCCACUACAGGACAAGUGCUUCUCCAGGGAAGCGAAACUCUUCUGCAGAAACGAUUUCUUCAGGCGGUACGGCACGAAGUGCGGCGGUUGUCUGCAGGGCAUCAGCCCGUCGGAUCUGGUCAGAAAAGCGAGAGACAAGGUGUUUCAUCUCAACUGUUUUACCUGCCUAGUUUGCCGGAAACAAUUGAGCACGGGGGAGGAACUCUACGUCUUGGACGACAACAAGUUCGUAUGCAAAGAGGAUUAUUUGUCGGGGAAACCCUUGCCCCACACUCACCACGCUCACAGUCAUCACAGUCAUCACGGAGGCGAUUCGUUGAUGGGAUCGGGUUCGGAGGACGAGGACGAUGACGGAAGUUCGCAUCAUCACCACAGCGGCGUUGGCGGCACGCAUUUAGGGCCCCAUAAUUUGGCCGCCGGGGUCCCCGGAGAUCCGGGAGUGGGACACGGCGGUGAUUUACCCCUCGGCGGCGACCCCUGCAAGCAGGAAGACUCCGAGGAUCAAGGUUCGCUCGACGGCGAUCCUGAGACCCGAGACAGCCAGACGGAGAAUAAAAGUCCCGAUGGAGGUGCGGGAGGAGGAAGCGGCGACGGUGGAGCCGGUUCAAAAAGGCGAGGCCCCAGGACGACCAUUAAAGCAAAACAGUUGGAGAUCCUCAAGACCGCGUUUUCGCAGACGCCUAAACCCACGAGACACAUCAGAGAACAACUCGCAAAGGAGACCGGACUGCCCAUGAGGGUCAUACAGGUGUGGUUCCAGAACAAGAGAAGCAAAGAGCGGAGGUUGAAACAACUGACGUCUAUGGGGAGAGGACCGUUUUUCGGAGGUUCCCGGAAAAUGCGAGGCUUCCCUUUGAACCUGAGCCCCGGCGCGUUGGGCGGCGAAGACGGACCACCCCCGGGAUUCCCCUAUUUCGCUGCGGACAAAUUUGAAUUCGGCUACGGCGGACCCGUGGCGUUUCACCACGAAUUCUUCGGCGGACAUCCGCCGCCGCAUCCUCACGGUCCGCCCUUCAGCGGCCCCGGAAAUCCUGUUGGUCUUGCUAUUGCAGGCCUAGAUCCAGCUAGUCUAGCAGGAAUGGCAGCUGCGGCGGCAGCAGCAGGCGAAUAUCCUCCCCCAGGUGGACCGGGUGGUCCUCCUGAAUUCCUCACGGGUCCUCCUGGACAAGGUCCUCCCGCGCCGCCGGGUGGUAGUCCCGGUGAAUUUUUGGCGCCGUCGGGACGCUGUGGGACCUUUACAGGCGGUGGACAGGGUAAUCCUGGUGGUGGGGGUAACGGAGGUGGUCCUGGAGGCGGAGGGGGUGGGGGUGGAUUUCCCGAACCCCACCAGAUGCAGAGCGAAGGUCUCGUCUGGUAGAACAAAUUAGCCCUACCAGCUAUAUUUAAUUUAUGUAAAGAAAAACUCGAUCACUGAAGAAAAGUAAAUUUGAGGAACAAUCUGCACAUAUGAUAUUACUGACUAAAAAGAGAAAUUAUAUUAUGUAUAUCGACAAAGAAAGACAAUUUCUCAAAAGAUUUAUUAUAAAUUGCUGUAUCAGCUGAUAUUUUCACCAUCGGUCUAUAGAAAUAUAUUACAGUAUAUAUAUAUAUAAUUAUAUAUAUAUACAUGCCGAAAAAGUUUUUCUCGUUUCGUUUUUUUGUUUGUUUUUUUUUGGGUUCUUCUUCUUUUUUUUUCUUUGUUUGUU